Dicrocoelium dendriticum is the source of this 4369-nucleotide messenger RNA. The record is from the annotation of a GenBank genome assembly. Lineage: Eukaryota; Metazoa; Platyhelminthes; Trematoda; Plagiorchiida; Dicrocoeliidae.
GUGUUGUGACCGUAGUUCGCGAUCCCAUUCCUCAGGCCUAGGGUCUGCUCUGGGCCAUGGAUAGUCUGGAAGCCAAUUUUGGAUAUCUUAGCCUUGGGAACGGCACUCAUCAGUUGCCAGAAACGUCAUACUUUUACGCCAACAAUCCCCAGCUUCUGAAAAGUUUUGGUCCAGUGUCCACUGGUACACCCAAGCGAAAUGAUCCUCGGUUCGGGCGAUAUUCUAGUUCAGACGCAUGCGCCAAUGGUUAUCCCAUACUGAACCAGUGGGGAAUGGUAAGCAAGUUUCAAAAUGUCGGUUUGUUUGGUCCUCCUCCACUUAUACAAGAAAAUGGACACUUGAUGCAAGGGAAUUAUGGACAGCGCUCUUACCGCAAGCCCUACCGCAAUCCGACUUGGACACCGUCUCCCACUAAAAGGCUAGAACAGGAUUUGUUCGAUCAACCCAAGCGCGGUCUUAAUUUUCAGUUAUAUGACAGCAUACCAGUUACCCAAUCUGGUCCAAAUUGGACUCCUGUUGAGCCUAUAACGUCUUUUACUGAGGUUGAUUUACAUCAAACCAUCCAAGAAAAUAUUGCGCAUGCUCAAUAUUUGCACCCCACACCUGUGCAGAAAUACGCGUUGCCAAUUAUUGCAGCUAACAGAGACCUUAUGGCAUGCGCUCAGACUGGAUCCGGGAAGACCGCUGCAUUUUUACUGCCUAUAUUAAAUCGAAUUUUCCAGCAAGAAGAACACGUACCAUCGGUGGUAAGCGGGGAGGCAUAUCCACUCGCUCUAGUACUGGCUCCCACAAGGGAAUUGUCCUGUCAAAUUUACGAUGAAGCUCGGAAGUUUGCUUAUCGUUCCGAUGUGCGGCUGUGUGUAGUUUACGGAGGUGCUUCCAUUGUGACGCAGGUUCGAGAGUUACAGAACGGCUGUCAUUUGCUGGUGGCCACUCCCGGCCGCUUAGUGGACAUGAUCAGUCGAAAUAAAGUCAGCUUGGAACAUGUUAAAUUCCUUGUUCUUGAUGAAGCUGAUCGUAUGCUAGACAUGGGCUUCGAACCUCAAAUCCGCCGAAUAGUUGAGCAACACCGUAUGCCCCAAGCAGGGCAACGACAGACAUUAAUGUUCUCUGCCACUUUCCCAAAAGAGAUUCAAACUCUUGCUCGGGACUUCCUGCACUCUUACAUAUUUCUUGCCGUGGGUCGUGUCGGCAGCACGAACGAGAACAUAACGCAGGAGGUAUUAAACGUUGCUGAUCAUGAAAAACCUGAAUUAUUGGUUCGUUUGCUCCAAAAUAAAGAUCCAGAUGGCUUGGUUCUCGUGUUUGUGGAAACAAAACGUGGUGCUGAUUUGCUGGCAAAGUUCCUCAGUCAGCUCAGCUUCCCUGUUGCCUCGAUUCAUGGAGAUCGGCCGCAGUCAGAUAGAGAAAGUGCCCUAUCAUCGUUUCGUGAUGGCCAAACCCCCAUUUUAAUCGCUACCGCUGUUGCUGCUCGAGGCCUAGACAUACCGAAUGUAAAGCAGGUCAUAAAUUUCGACUUACCAUCGGAUAUUGAGGAGUACGUGCAUCGAAUUGGCCGUACCGGUAGAAUGGGACAGCCGGGUUCAGCGACGUCAUUCUUCUCCGAUCGGAACCAAAAUGUCGUCCGUGACCUGGUCGAUUUACUUCGGGACUCAAAACAGCCCGUACCUAGCUGGUUAGAAGCCCGCUUAUCCCUUUCUGCUGUCGGCGAUCCCCGUCGAAAUAAAGGUAGCGGCUCAUCUAAACGGCGAGGCAACUAUGGAUCUUUGGACUAUAGGCAGCACGGUGUUCGCGGCGCAGCAUAUAUCAGCUCAGUUCCCUUGGGGAACAGCAAUAACAACAGCGUUUUUCCGAAUGCUGGUUUUGGCAUCCUUGGAAGUUGUUCAGUACCACCUACAGCUGUUGGAUCUGGUCCACGUUUUCCUGUCGUCUCGGCUUACGAGCCAAGCAUCCAUUCACAGCACCCAAAUCGAAUCCUAUUUCGCGGCGGACCUACUUUUGUAGGCCGAGGCGCUCCUUUCGGGAAUGGUUUGGAUCAGCCACAAAGUCAAUCCAUCCCACAGUCCAUGUCACUGUUCCCUGCCCAACAACGAUCACAACACCCUCAUCACACUGCGUUGUUAUCUCCUAGCACUCCCGUUGCCAUGCAUCAGUUUCUCGCCGCUGCUGCUGCGGCUGGACUUCAUCCGGCACCAAAUCCUGUUAGCAAUGCCAGCGGCCAAUCUAACGCUGCUCUAUCUGCUGUUUCUACCGUGGGUUACAAUCCUCAUAUUCAGUCCGGGUCUGGAACAGCUUUCCCCGCAGGCGCUUAUCAGAGUUACCAUCCGGCCUCUCUGUUCUCUGCACCUAACUCUGCAUCCGCUCAUUCAAUCUCUCCACAUGCAAGGGAUGGGGCUACGAUGGUCUUCCAGUCCCCUGCAGGCAUGUUCCAUGCAUCGUGUUCUGCGGCCUUAGGUGGUGGAACGACUCAUACGUUCAGUUCCACUAGCUCCGCUGGGCAUCAAGCGAUGCAGCCUCAUUCUCCUCUGGCAGGAACUCUGAUCCCUGGCAAUUAUGUGUCCUAUUACAGUCAGCAACCUUUUGUUCCUAAUCCGAAUGUUGCGGAACGCAACUCACCUCACCAGCAUCAGCAAGCUGCAGUCGCUGCGGCUAUGGCAGUUGCAGCAGCAAUGUCCAAUGGUGUUCACUCUACCGGUAUGAAUACCGUGGAUCCUUCUAUCGCCCUUGCUCUACCACAGUCUUUGCAGCCGGAUUCGUUGGCAGCAGGCGAGCCUGCAACAGCUGCGAGUCCAUCUACUGACUCGAUGAAAGUGAACGCUGUGGUCCAACAGGGAGUCUAUAGGGGUAAUGCUAGUGGAGAAUGGUAGGAACUUACUUUUCAUCCGUUCCAGAAUAAUUUGAUUACACCGUCCUCUUUUUUUUGUCCAGCGCGAUAACACUGGAUUUGUUUAGGCUAGGCUUAGACAUCCUCUUAAUCCAAAGUCGCUUUAUUCAUACUUAUCUCCCUAAUCACUUAUUCUAGCCCCGGUUCACUUGCUUAUUGCUUCAACCGGUUUGGUUCAUCUAUCAUUUUUAACAUUCGCACGAACCCAUUCACUAUCGCGUUGCGUUUUUAGCCCCUUCGCGGUUUGAAUCUUGUUUAGCCCACAAUUUUUACCCAUAUUUCAAUUAUUGGUUUUCCGUUUUCACGCAUUACGAUGAUCUACUUGCCUCAGCAAAACUUGCUUGUGCAUUUUUUCGGAUUUCGAUGCACUACUUAUUUGGUAUACCACCAUCACCUGAUUGUCUCAGCUUCCCCUCGGGCUCGAACUAAACCGUGUUUUCCGCUCUCUUGUGAUCGUUAUCUCUAACUCAGCAUUUUCGAUUUGUUUCCACUUCUGGGGCUUUCGAAACCCAUGGCUCUCUGUUUCCAUAGUUAAUUGUGCCGCUUUAUUUUGAUGACCGAUCUUUAGCAUGUGUUUGGCACAUAAGAAUGGUCCAUCUUUCCUGGCUCCAUUUGUGGCUUACAACCCGGCAGGCAGUUUUUGCUUCUACCGGGUGCUUUUUUCUACUUGGCCAAUCGCCACAGUGAAUCUUUCGUUGGUUUUUCUCCACAAUCGGGUUUAUCGAUAGCCUUGCGUGUUUCUCCAUCUCAACUCUCCAGGAUUGUUUUCGUGUUCUCAGUUUUGUCUAUCUCGUUGUCCCUUGCUUUACGAGACACUUCCAGCUGCUGGCUCGAACGCUAAAGGUUGCAAUGGACGAGUGUUUUGCUCCCUCAUCGAGGUUUCUGUUUUGGCCUCGCGGCUCUCAGGGUUCGUCACACAAUCAUGCAAACCCGCCUCAUUACUUGUCUUUUCCCUGCGAAUUAGUAUGGUGCGAUUUUUCACUCUUAUUGGGACUUCGUGAGUUGUCGUUUUCUACCCGGCGGUUUGCGUUCAGCUCUUGUCAUCUACCUGUUUCACACUCUCAUGAUGGUUCAUUCGCUCUGACUGACACCCGACCUUAGCAAUAUCGAAUUUUUCACAAGUGUUACGAAUUUGGUGGGAUGCAGCAGUAUUUGAAGACCUGGCUGUGUAUCGAACUUUCUCCUCUAUCAUUCUCCAUUCUUUUCUUAUCUUUACGAUGUUCUCAUUGCGUACCACUUUUUGCGGCCCGAGUACUUUGAACCCCGCAGUUAUUUUUUCUCCGACGUUUCGUUCCAGAGUGGAGGCCAUUUGACUAUUUUUGGACGUAUACCUGUGGUGCUCAAUCUGUCAAUAACAAUCUUUUGUGCACAGCAAUUUCUCUUCAUUUGUGUUCGCGUACAUAUUUCAAUAGCUGCUAUUUAGGUACUGCGGUUCAUGUCCGCGUUACUAUCCUUUGACAACACCAACUACGACCGUUGCCAAAG